AUGGCGCUAGGCCAGCAGCUCGACUUGCUACUCGCCCACUUGGAUCUCGCUACUCUGCGGACCGUCGUGCUCGGCGCUGCUCCCCUCCUCCUCCUCUGGCUUUACCUGCGGUUCUUUCACGUACCGGCAGCUGAGCGCGCUGUUUGCUUCCGCUGGACGUCUCCAACAGAGAUCAAGCCCGACUUCUCCUCCCGAAGCCUCGAGCAUCCCUCCAUACACGCCCAUCUCGACGAUCCUUCCCUCCUGCCACCUCAGGCAAACGACACACACGCCUACAUCACCUGCUACGCCCCCGCAUCCGCCCAGCACCUCGCCACGAUCCCCUCCCUCUCCUCUACCGAAAUCAGCGAACGAAUCUCGAAGGCUGCCGAGGCGCAGAAGUCCUGGCGGAAUAGCUCUUGGGCUCGGCGGCGACGGGUACUGAGAAGCUUGCUCGAAUGGACGGUCAGGGAGGCGGAGGAUUUGGCGAAGAUUGCGUCGAGAGAUUCGGGAAAGACGAUCGUCGACGCGGCGUUUGGCGAGAUCCUCACGACGUGCGAGAAACUCCGCUGGCUCAUCGCAAACGCCGAAGAUUCGCUUCGACCCGACUAUCGCCCGACGAACCUCAUCCUCGCGCACAAGGUCUCGAAAGUCGUGUACGAGCCGCUCGGCGUGGUCGCAGCCUGCGUCUCGUGGAACUACCCUCUGCACAACGCACUGGGCCCGAUGAUUGCCUCGCUCGCGACUGGCAACGCCAUAGUCCUCAAGCCAUCUGAACUUGUGGCCUGGUCCUCCCUCGUCUUCGCACAGGCGGUGCGGGACUGUCUUGAGGCUUGCGGCGAGGACCCUGAGCUGGUACAAAUCGUCGUCACGCUACCCGAGACGGUCGAAGCGUUGACAGGCGAUCCUCGCAUUGAGCACAUCACCUUCAUCGGCUCGGAGGAAGUGGGCAAGAAGGUCGCGCUCAAAGGAGCAGAAGUCGGGACACCUGUCUUGCUUGAGCUGGGCGGGAAGGACCCUGCCGUGCUCUGCCCGUCAGCAGACAUCAGAACCUUUGCCAAUACCUGGAUGCGGGCGGUCUUCCAGUCUGGCGGUCAGAACUGCAUCGGUACCGAGCGCUUCAUCGUCCAUUCCUCAAUAUACGACGAGUUCGUCGACACGAUGACCCGCCGCGUUUCCGACCUCAAGCUAGGCGACGUCCUGGCGUCCGACACCGCUGCAAAGCGGAUCGACGUCGGUGCGAUGGUCUCCGGCAGACUGUUUGACCGGCUCGAAGGGCUCAUUGCGGAUGCAGUGAAGGCCGGCGCGAGGUGCCUGGUGGGCGGGAAGAGAGCGAGCGGCGUUGGGCCAGGACACUUCUUCCAGCCUACGCUUCUUGUUGACGUCACGCCCCUGAUGGCUGUCGCCCAGCAUGAGAUCUUCGCGCCAGUCAUGACGGUCAUGCGGUACGAGACGCUCGAAGAGGCGAUCGAGCUCGCGAACGGGACGCGCUACGGACUCGGCGCGUCGGUGUUCGGACGGGAUCAGGGAGAGUGCCGGUACGUGAUGAAGCGGCUCGAAUGCGGGAUGGUUUGCUCAAACGACUUCGGCGUCUUCUACCUGAACCAAGCCCUCCCAUUCGGCGGCGCAAAAGCGUCCGGCAACGGCGGCCGCUUCGCAGGAGCGGAAGGUCUGCGCAGUCUCUGCAACAUCAAAGUCGUGACGGAAGACCGUUGGCACGGCUGGAUCCAGACGACAAUCCCGCCGCUUCUCGCCUACCCGAUCACGAGCGGGCGCGGCGCAUGGACGUUCGUAGAUGGGCUGGUGAAGCUCGUGUAUGGGCGCGACUUGCGGGAAAGGGCGAGCGGAGUGUGGUCGCUUUUGAGCGCGAAGUAG
Molecule: messenger RNA, 1854 nt
Organism: Rhodotorula toruloides NP11
Lineage: Eukaryota; Fungi; Basidiomycota; Microbotryomycetes; Sporidiobolales; Sporidiobolaceae
Product: aldehyde dehydrogenase
Exons: 7
Coding region: 1-1854 (617 amino acids)
Molecular function (GO): aldehyde dehydrogenase (NAD+) activity
Source: RefSeq, a predicted model, not a curated record